Messenger RNA from Biomphalaria glabrata, 2067 nucleotides. Its product is annotated as COP9 signalosome complex subunit 3-like. Lineage: Eukaryota; Metazoa; Mollusca; Gastropoda; Planorbidae. The transcript is spliced from 15 exons. Gene Ontology annotation, cellular component: COP9 signalosome. Gene Ontology annotation, biological process: ubiquitin-dependent protein catabolic process. Gene Ontology annotation, molecular function: protein binding. Bases 503 to 1780 code for a protein of 425 amino acids. The record is from RefSeq and is a predicted model, not a curated record.
AUGUCUAGAUUACUCUAGAUCUAGAUAUCUAGAUCUAUAUAUUUUUUUUAUCUUAUCUAAAGUUUCUAGUCUUAAUCUAGAUUAGUAAUCUAAUAAUCUACUAGACUUCAGAAGUUCAGUUCUAAGGUCUUUACGUCUUUAGUUUUAGUAAGAGUAAAAGUAAAAGAGAUAAGAGUAAGAGUAAAUUAAGACUUAUUAAGGACCGUCUUUAGAAGACUCUAAGAAUAAGAUACAAAUACUAUUUUAGAUAGGUCUAAGUCAGCCUAAGAUUAUAAAAUCUAGUUUAGAUUAUUAUUCAAUAGUAGAUCUACUAAAAUCUACUUGAUCUAGUACAACUUAAGACUUUAUACUUUAGAACUUUAGUGUCUUUAGUUUAGACAUUAGUACUUUAGUCAAGUAUACAAGACUUACAAGUUAACAAGCUUUUUAUUACAAGUCUAUAAUUUACAAUUUUUGUAAGUAAAUUAAUUCUAGACUAGAUCUAGAUCUGGAAAACAAUAAAAUGGCAUCAUCAUUGGAGCAUUAUGUGAAUAUGGUUCAAACAAUGUCGUCAACAGGUAAUUUUACACAGCUGUGUGAUUUCAUCAACAAAAGUAGUGAUACGCUGGCCAAAAAUGCUUCCCAUCUUGACAAUGUCUAUGCUACUUUAGAUAUUCAACAAGCUUCACUUGGGGUCUUAGGAAUAUUAUGUGUAAAAUUCAGCUUAUCCAACAUGCCUGACCUGGAAACUACUCUCAUACAGACUACUGAGUUCUUGGCUAAAUGUAAUGGGGAACAUGUGCGCUAUGCCACAGACAACUAUGCAGAACUUUGUCACAAGUUUGCCCAAGCUAUUAUUGAUAGAAAGAUGUAUGCUAGAGGAAUAGCACCUUUAGUUCAAGCAAUUCAGAAAAUUCAAAUUCAUCCUGCUCAGUUGACUUCCAUUCAUUCAAGCUUGUGUCAGUUAUGUUUGCUGUCCAAAAACUUGAAACCUGCUUUGGUGUUUUUAGAUAUAGAUAUCACAGAUAUCAGCAGAGAGGGUGGUCGAUUUGAUGCUAAAGACUAUUUGUUGUACUAUUACUAUGGUGGAAUGAUUUAUUUAGCUUUAAAGAACUAUGAAAGAGCAUUAUACUGUUUUGAAAUAGUAAUAACUACUCCAAGUGUUGCUGUCAGUCACAUCAUGAUGGAGGCUUAUAAAAAGUUUACUCUGGUUUCUUUAAUUUUACAUGGCAAGAUCAUAUCUCUGCCAAAAUACACACCACAAGUACUUCAGAGAUAUAUAAAGCCAUUGUGUCAAGCUUAUAUGGAUCUUGCAGCUGUGUAUCUCCAAAAUAAUCUAGCAGAUCUCAGAAUGACUGUUACCAAGCAUACAGACAUAUUCAAUCGUGAUAACAAUAUGGGCCUUGUCAAACAAUGUAUGACAUCUUUGAUCAAGAAGAAUAUCCAGAGGCUAACAAAGACAUUCUUAACAUUAUCUUUGGCUGAUAUGGCCAAUCGAGUCCAGCUUGUUAGUCCUAAAGAAGCAGAGAAAUAUGUCUUGCAUAUGAUUGAAGAUAGAGAAAUUUUUGCAACAAUAAACCAAAAAGAUGGAAUGGUGAGGUUCCAUGACAACCCAGAAAACUUUAACAGUCCCAACAUGCUGUUAGAACUGGAUAAAGAGAUGCAGCGUUGCAUUCAGUUAGAUGAGAAGCUGAGAGAUAUGGACAGAGACAUUGCCAUCAAUCCUCAAUAUGUUCAGAAAAGCUCUGGUAGUCAUGAUGAUGACCUUCCUGGAACCUCUGGCAAGAUUCAAGCUUAUUGAUUCCUAUAUUGUUUUAAGAUUUCUUUCCACUGGCCACAGAAACAUUAAGACUGUUUGUCUGUUAUCCGAAUUAGAUAUUUUUGUUUUUGAAAAUAUAUCAGUGGAUAUUGUCUUGGUCAGAAUGUGCAAAAUAAUUUUUGGUUACAACCAAUACAUUUGAAGUUGGUUUUUUUUUUUAACGUUUUUUUUCAAUGUUGAGUAGUACUCUAGGUUCUGAUAUUUUUCAAAGUUUAUUUUACUGCCCAAUAUAUAUGUUCCUUUCUUAAAUAAAUAUAACUCAUUUUACA